Fusarium redolens is the source of this 1437-nucleotide messenger RNA. Its product is annotated as putative deacetylase LmbE-like domain-containing protein. Gene Ontology annotation, biological process: GPI anchor biosynthetic process. Gene Ontology annotation, cellular component: endoplasmic reticulum. The transcript has 3 exons. The record is from RefSeq and is a predicted model, not a curated record. Lineage: Eukaryota; Fungi; Ascomycota; Sordariomycetes; Hypocreales; Nectriaceae. Gene Ontology annotation, molecular function: N-acetylglucosaminylphosphatidylinositol deacetylase activity. The coding region runs from base 284 to 1138 and encodes 284 amino acids.
ACUUGUUAUUUCUCGCGUCUCGUGCCACUUUUGUCUCAGUCAUCACAACUCGUUUAUGACCCGGGUCACGACCAGCUUCCGAUAGGAGCCAAGUUUUCGCUUCUAACAAUCCAAUUGACCUUGGUGUAGCUUCUAGUCUCUGCUCACAGCCCAUAUAGACCUUGCGCUGCUGUAGCGAUCAUCAUCCACAUACAUCCGGUACCCAAUAGCCGAAGUCGCAGUUCUCUGGCACUCUUGUCGCAAAAGUAACCGUAGCACCACCGCAUUCGAAGCGACCACAGAUAUGAACGUUCUUCACAUCUUCGCCGGCCUCGCCGUUGUGGUGCCAGGCAUCUACAUGUUCACAGCCAGCACUGCCCAAUCGACCAUCAAGAACAAGCGAGUCUGUCUCCUGAUUGCGCAUCCCGACGACGAAGCCAUGUUCUUCUCCCCGACCGUCCUCGCCCUCACACGGCCCGAGAACGGAAACCACGUCAAGAUUCUAUGCCUAAGCACUGGAGAUGCCGACGGAUUAGGAGAAGUUCGCAAGAAGGAGCUGGUCAAGAGCGGCCUGGCGCUGGGACUGCAGAGCGAGGACGAUGUUUUUGUGGUCGACAACCCCACCGACUUCCCCGACUCCAUGACGCGAAUGUGGGACAAAAACCUGAUCGCUCGUCUGUUAGGAAGCACGUUUGCGCCUAAAUUCGGCCAGGAGCGUAAGAACAAUCUCAAGCCUACCGCGAACAUUGACAUCCUCGUUACAUUUGACAGCAACGGCGUGUCUUCUCACCCCAAUCAUAUCUCUCUCUACCUGGGUGCCCGAUCCUUCAUUCAGGCUCUUACCACUGCGUCCGAGUGGCCGAGCCCCGUCGAUCUAUAUACCCUUUCCACCGUAGGCAUUGUGCGCAAGUACUCCGCCUUCAUGGACUUUGUUCCCACGCUACUCUCGUCCAUCGGUGUCAAGGACAAGGACAAGGAGCGACCCGAAAGCUUGGUAUUCAUGAACCAGCUUGUUGGUCGUGGUGCCUAUGGCACUGCUUGGAGCGCCAUGACCCAAGCGCACAGAAGCCAGAUGGUCUGGUUCCGCUAUGGCUGGAUCACUCUCAGCCGGUACAUGGUCAUCAAUGAUCUGCGUCUCGAAAAGGUCAAGCCACAGUAACAUAAACGAAAAGCAAAGCAAAGGAACCGCAUGGCACGGGGAGUUUGGAACGUAUCUUACAUAUUCACUAUUUGUCUGUACGACCUUGGCGUACGAUUUACUUUGGUAUCUUACUUGCAUGUAAACACGAAUUUACGAGAACAAGGCAGGAUGUCUAGAAUGCAAAAUACUCAAUGGUUAGGGUCUGGUGGUACAAGCAUGAAACAUUGAAAUGAUAUUAUGCAUUAUGAAUACCAUGACCUGGUGGUUCUAGGGUUCCGUCUACCUAAACGCCUUGAAAAAAACAUCAGUUCUACGGA